Acanthosepion pharaonis is the source of this 1860-nucleotide messenger RNA. The record is from the annotation of a GenBank genome assembly. NCBI's taxonomy places the organism in Eukaryota, Metazoa, Mollusca, Cephalopoda, Sepiida, Sepiidae.
AUGGUAAUGAUCGCCAAAAACCAAUCAUUACCGACGCAAUACGCCACUUCUAUUUUCCUCGGUUCAUAUCUAUCUAUCUAUCUAUCUAUCUAUCUAUCUAUCUAUCUAUCUAUCUAUCUAUCUACAUAUUUCAUUCUAUUCAAAUCUAUCUCAUUCUGUUCACUUUCUUUCUUUCUAAUUCUAUUAAUGCCUUUCUCAUUAAGUUCAUUAUCUAUCUAUCUAUCUAUCUAUCUAUCUAUCUAUCUAUCUAUCUAUUUUUAUCAUUUAAACAUCGUUCCUAUCUAUCUAUCUAUCUAUCUAUCUAUCUAUCUAUCUAUCUAUCUAUCUAUCUAUCUAAUUCAUACCCAGUCUGUUCCUAUCUAUCUAUCUAUCUAUCUAUCUAUCUAUCUAUCUAUCUAUCUAUCUAAUUCAUACCCAAGUCUGUAUCUAUCUAUCUAUCUAUCUAUCUAUCUAUCUAUCUAUCUAAUUCAUACCCAAGUCUCUAUCUAUCUAUCUAUCUAUCUAUCUAUCUAUCUAUCUAUCUAUCUAUCUAAUUCAUACCCAGUCUGUUCCUAUCUAUCUAUCUAUCUAUCUAUCUAUCUAUCUAAUUCAUACCCAAGUCUGUAUCUAUCUAUCUAUCUAUCUAUCUAUCUAUCUAUCUAUCUAUCUAUUAACUACAUGAUUGAUACGUGUAUGAAAAUGAACAAAUGUAUAUUACAUCUAUCUAUCUAUCUAUCUAUCUAUCUAUCUAUCUAUCUAUCUAUCUAUCUAUAUAGUAAAAUCUAUCUAUAUAUAUUCAGAUCUAUCUAUCUAUCUAUCUAUCUAUCUAUCUAUCUAUAUAGUAAAAUCUAUCUAUAUAUAUUCAGAUCUAUCUAUCUAUCUAUCUAUCUAUCUAUCUAUCACAAUCUAUCUAUCUAUCUAUCUAUCUAUCUAUCUAUCUAUCUAUCUAUCUAUCUAUCCAGUCUCUCUAUUAAGAUCUAUCUAUUCAAAUUUAUCUAUCUAUUUAUAUCAGUUUGUAUCUAUCUAUCUAUUGCGCUUUCCUGUUUUCUUGUUAACCUGCGUUUGUUCUAUUUUAUUCUUUCUUCCUUUUUGUAUUUCUUCCUUUCUUUUUGCCUUCCUGUCAACCUUUCUUUGUUUCUUUCUUCCUUCUGCUUUCCUGUCAAACUUCUUUCUCUUGCUUUUUCUUUCUUUCUUUCUUUCUUUCUUUCUUUCUUUCUUUCUUUCUUUCUUUCUUUCUGCCUUCCUGCCAACCUUUAUAUUUUAAUGUCUACAAUUUGUAAUUCGCCUGUUGGGCUGUUUACAUUCCAAACAACCAACUAUCUAUCUAUCUAUCUAUCUAUCUAUCUAUCUAUCUAUCUAUCUAUCUAUCUAUCUAUCUAUAUCAAGUUAGUAAUCAGCUGCAGUGAAAAGACAAUAUCUAUCUAUCUAUCUAUCUAUCUAUCUAUCUAUCUAUCUAUCUAUCUAUCUAAAUCAAUGAAAAGACAAAUAUCUAUCUAUCUAUCUAUCUAUCUAUCUAUCCAAAUCAGCUGUCUUCUUGCAAUUGAUGUUUCGUCCUUUCUUCUCGCUUUCUUUUACUUCGAUCUAUCUAUCUAUCUAUCUAUCUAUCUAUCUAUCUAUCUAUCUAUCUAUCUAUCUAUCUAUCUAAAUCAGCUGCGCUAUCUAUCUAUCUAUCUAUCUAUCUAUCUAUCCAAAUCAGCUGCACUAUCUAUCUAUCUAUCUAUCUAUCUAUCUAUCUAUCUAUCUAUCUAUCCAAAUCAGCUGCACUGUAAAGAUACUAUAAAUCUAUCUCAAUCUGUUCAGAUCUAUCUAUCUAUCUAUCUAUCUAUCUAUCUAUCUAUCUAUCUAUCUAUCUAUCUCAAUUUUCCAGAUCUACCUCUCUAA